CUCCCCAGGCUAAACACCCUCAGCCAGGCCCCAUAGCAGAGAUGCUCCAUCUCCUGCAUGGCCUCCUCUGCACCAAUUCCAGCAGCUCCACGUUGCUUUGUGUCAGAUAAGUGAAUAGAACCAUCCCCAAGGUCUUGUUGUGCACCUGUCCUACCCACACAGGUACAGGGAUGAUAAAAUUCAUUUUAAAAACCUUAGAAGUGCAAGUGCCUUCAACAAGUCGAUACCUUGCUGGCUAUCCACACGUGAUUACUGUUGUUACUAGCUGUGGAUAGCAUUGCCAGUAUGGAAAAAUAAACUGCAGUCUGAGGCCAGCUUUAAAUGGCUGUUAGAUAGGUACUGACACUUGGUCCACUUCCUUGUGAAGUGCUACCACGGCCACACAGCUUUCUUCUCCAUGUAGACUGUUGGUGUACUGGGGGCAUUCUUCACCCAGAUGAAUAUCUUAAUAUCCUGAUGGGUGCUGUGUUGAACAGUUUGUCCUCGCUGCUCCUUGUUGCUUCUCCAGGGAUGCUUUGUUUGUUGCUUCUUCAGGGAGGAGAAUUUGGGGGAAGGUAGAAACUGCUGAGAUGGAUUUAAUGCUCCUCUGUCUUGCCUGGGUGAGAGUACAGGGCAUUUUGUUUGUGCUCCUGAUGUACCUGGUGGUGUCUUUGUGUCAGGUCUGUUAAGGGUAACAGAAGGCUUACAUUACACACAGGAGUUGUUUGCUUUUUUUUCUUCUUUCAGCGUUACUUGGAGUUACCAUUGACUUCCACAGCCAGGUUAGGCUCCAGUGCUCUCUGUCUUAGAGGAACAGAAAUCAGUUAAUUGGCUUCUUUGGAUUUGUCUGUUAUCCAAGGCAGACUUGUAGCAUUUGUGGGCUUGGAACUGAGGUUAAAGACAUCAUGUAUGGUUCUGGCUUGGAGCUGGGCUGCAAAUCAGCUCUGUUUUGUUCUGGGAGUAUUAAGCUACACUCCUUUUAAUGGAGCUCCUACCCAAAUAUCCGUUCUCAGCAGUCGGGAUCCAUGAGCUUUGUGGAUGAAGGCGCCAAGAAAUCCAAUCUGUCAGGGAGGAAACGUUCUGCAAAUCCUCUGCUGCAGUUUGGGAAUUGUUUCUUUAAAAGCUGUGAGCGAGGCAUGGCUUCGUGCAAAGAAAGAUCCUUUCAGCUUCUGAUUUCAGGCUAUGGAUGGGCUGAGGGCAAUCCAUCAAACCUCUGAGUGCUGUUGGUGUGUCAGAUGGUGCUGCUGAAUAUGGCAUUGUCAGCUGGGGAGAAGACAUUGUGUCUGGGUUGGCAAUUCAGGGUCUGAUCUGCAAGCCAGAACUGAGCUUUGUUAUUUAAGGAUCCUGUGCUUUGCAUGAGGAUGACUUCAGUAUUUGGUCCUUGCCGCGAAGUCACCUCAGAAUCUGAGAGAUUGGUUCAAUCCUUAAGUCAACGAGUUGUUUUUUGGGCAUUUACCAACAAUGUCCCUCUUGCCUCCAUCUGUUCCGUAUCACACAAUUCCUCGGGGUAUCCUUCUUGAAAGGGGAAGCAACCAGAGGCCAAAUAAUACAGGCUGCUGCUCGAGGUUAUUAUUUAUUUCCCAUUUAUUAAGUGAAUUGAAUGGCGCGCUUGGGAAUCGUGCUGCUGCUCCUUCCUCCGUGUGUCCAGGGAUGGAAAUCAGGAUUGAGGAGGGCUGCGAUUUCAGUCACUGCUCAGCAGAUUCCAGAGACCUGUUAAAGGAAUUCCCGCAGCCCAAGAAUUUGCUCAACAGCGUGAUUGGACGGGCCUUGGGCAUUUCCCAUGCAAGGGACAAACUGGUGUACAUCCAUACCAACGGGCCCAGAAAAAAGAAAGUCACUUUGCACAUAAAGUGGCCUAAGAAUGUGGAAGUAGAAGGCUAUGGGACCAAGAAGAUUGAUGCUGAGAGACAAGCGGCAGCUGCUGCGUGCCAGCUCUUCAAGGGCUGGGGUUUGCUGGGGCCCAGGAAUGAGCUGUUUGACGCUGCCAAGUACCGGCUGCUGGCUGACCAGCUGGGCUGCCCCGAUGAGAGGUGGUGCUCGGAGGGCAAAUGGCGCUCCAAGUCCGGCCCUUCCCUCGCCGACCUGUCGACCUGCUGGCGGCGUAUGGAGCCCGACGACCCCAUCCAGCCCAUGGAGCAGGGCAGGAUGCCCAAAGCCAUGAGGAGAGAAGAGCUGGAGGAAGGGGAGCUGGAGGAAGGGGAACUGGAGGAGGGAGAGCUGGAAGAAGAGGCCAUCGAUGUCUCUGAUUAUUUACCCAUGGCGCAUCAGGACGCUCGAACUCCUGGCAGAGAUGCGAGCCGAGGAGGGGGUUCCAUUGAAAUGACAGAUGACAACACUGCCAUCCGUGCUCUGACGCAGUUCCCGCUUCCCAAAAACCUCCUGGCCCAAGUGAUUCAGAUUGCAACCUCUUCCUCCACAGUCAAGGAAUACAUGCAGUUCCGUACGGUUGGCACCAAGACCAAGAUCUGCAAGCUGACGCUGCGCUGGCCCUGUCCCAUGACUUUUGCAGCCAAGGGCCGUCGUAAAGUGGAGGCAGAAAACAAAGCAGCAGCCUUGGCCUGUCAGAAGCUGAAGAGCCUUGGCCUGGUGGACAAGAACAACAACCCACUCAGCCACGCUAUGUAUAACAUGACUUCCCUCCGGGAGCUUGGUGAGAACCAGAGGAAGCCGUGCCACAUCAAAGUCCCUGAAGCAACCCUGCGUAAGAUUGAGAACUACCUGAAUCAUUAUCCAGUGGACAUCAGGGAGUCCAGGCCCCGGAUUGCUGAUGACAUGAUGAACCUGAGCAAGGAGUCGGGCGCCAUCAGUGACGCCAUCACGGGGAAGACGUACAUCCCUAUGCUGGAAGCGGAGGAAGUGCGCCUCAGUCAGAACCUGCUGGCCCUCUGGAAGAGGAGGGGAUCCUCGUGGCAGGAGAGCCACCCGCUGCCCGUGGACCCUCACAAGGACACCAUCCUCUCAGCCAUCGAGCAGAACCCCGUGGUGGUGAUAGCGGGAGAUACGGGCUGCGGGAAAACCACGAGGAUCCCUCAGCUCCUGCUGGAACAUUACAUCCUGGAGGGACGCGGCGCCCGCUGCAACGUCGUCAUCACGCAGCCCAGGAGGAUCAGCGCCAUCUCGGUGGCCCAGCGCGUGGCACAGGAAUUGGGUCCCAACAUGAGGAAGAACGUGGGCUACCAGGUGCGGCUGGAGAGCAAACCCCCGGCCCGGGGAGGAGCCCUGCUCUUCUGCACCGUGGGCAUCCUGCUGCGGAAGCUGCAGGGAAACCCCAGUCUGGAGGGCGUCAGCCACGUCGUGGUCGACGAGGUCCACGAACGAGACGUCAACACGGAUUUCCUGCUCAUCCUGCUCAAAGGCAUCCAGAAGCUCAACCCCGACCUGCGCCUGGUCCUGAUGAGCGCCACGGGAGACAAUCAGCGCUUCUCGCAUUACUUUGGGGAUUGCCCUGUGGUCAAGGUGCCCGGUUUCAUGUACCCAGUGAAGGAGUACUACCUGGAGGAGAUCCUGGCCAAGCUGGGUAGGCACCGACACCGGCACUACGAGAUAAAGCAAUCAGAUGAUGAAUGUGUCCUUGAUCUUGAUCUGAUCACCGACCUUGUACUCCAGAUUGACGCCCAUGGAGAACCAGGUGGGAUCCUCUGCUUCCUGCCCGGGUGGCAGGAAAUCAAAGGGGUGCAGCAGCGCCUGCUGGAGAUGCUGGGCUCUCAGAACAGCCGGUACCUCGUCCUGCCAGUGCACUCCAACAUCCCCAUGAUGGACCAACAGAACAUCUUCCAGCGGCCUCCACCUGGCGUCAGGAAGAUCGUCCUGGCCACCAACAUCGCUGAGACCUCCAUCACCAUCAACGACAUCGUCCACGUGGUGGACAGUGGCACGCACAAGGAGGAGCGCUAUGACCUGAAGACCAAGGUGUCUUGCCUGGAAACAGUCUGGGUGUCCAAAUCGAACGUGGUGCAGCGGCGAGGGCGCGCCGGCCGCUGCCAGUCGGGGUUUGCCUAUCACCUCUUCCCUCGCAGCCGCCUGGACAAGAUGCCAACGUACCAGGUGCCAGAGAUCCUGCGCACCCCGCUGGAGAACCUGGUGGUUCAGGCCAAGAUCCACAUGCCAGAGAAAACAGCAGUUGAAUUUCUCUCCAAGGCUCUGGACAGCCCUGACAUCAAAGCUGUGGAUGAAGCAGUGAUUUUGCUGCAGGAAAUCGGGGUGCUGGACCAGCGAGAAGCCCUCACCACGCUGGGCAAACGCCUUGCCCAGAUCUCCACAGACCCUCGGCUGGCAAAGGCCAUCGUCCUGGCGUCCAUCUACCGCUGCCUCCACCCUCUGCUCGUCAUCGUUUCCUGCCUCACCCGGGACCCCUUCAGCAGCAGCCUGCAGAACCGUGCGGAGGUGGACAAGGCCAAGGCCGUUCUGAGCAGGGAAAGUGGGAGCGAUCACCUCGCCUUUGUCAGAGCCGUGGCGGGCUGGGAGGAGGUGCUGAGACGCAGAGACAGCCGUGCCAGGGAUAACUACCUGCAGGACUACUACCUGUAUGGCCCCAGCCUUCGCUUCAUCAACGGCCUUGUCAAGCAGUUCUCAGAGAACCUCUACGAAGCCUUCCUGGUGUCCUCGCCAUCUGACUGCACCAUGCCUUCAUCUGUAUGUAACCAGUACAGUGAAGAGGAGGAACUGGUCAAGGGAGUCCUCAUGGCCGGACUGUACCCCAACCUCAUCCAGGUGAGACAAGGCAAGGUGACCCGCCAAGGGAAGUUCAAGCCCAACAGCUACGCGUACCGGACAAAGGCGGGCACCGUUCUGCUUCACAAGUCAACCAUCAACAGGGAGGCCUCCAAGCUGUACAGUCGCUGGCUGACCUAUUUCAUGGCCGUGAAGUCCAACGGAGGGGUGUUUGUGCGGGACUCCUCCCAGGUCCACCCGCUGGCUGUGCUGCUCAUGACUGACACCGACAUCCACGUCCGAGACGACGGCUGGCGAGCGACCGUCUCCCUGACGGACAGCGACCUCCUGGUGCUGGAGGGCGACUCCUACACCAUCCGCCUGCUGCGCGACUUCCGCGUCUCGCUCUCCAAGAUGGUGGAGACGUGUCUGUGCUACGAGAUGGCGGCCAUCCCCGGCGACCUGCACCACCAGCACAGCCAGCUGCUCGACAUCCUGGUGGAUCUGCUCAAAGGCCCUCCCGGCAGCUUCGGCGCCUGAGGCGGAGCCGGAGGAUUUUGUGGGGACUUGUAAUUUGUAUAAAGAUGUUCACAAAUGUUUAUUUAAAUAAAAGUUCUAUUUAUCCCUUGUGAAGUCAUCUCUCUCCAUCCUAGAAGAUUAAUGUUGUCUGAUCUCCUGCUGUCGGCUCCGCGCAUGGUCACCAGGAGGAACAACCAGCGCAGCGCCGCCCGCCCGGACCACAAGCGCCGCUGGAAGCCGAUGGGCGCCGCGCACCCUGAACUGGACCACGAGGCUGCGGCUGCGCCGUCCUCUGCCCAUCCCCACAGGGCCGGGAGGGAGCAGCGCUGGGCAGAGCUGAGCUCCAGCUCUGGAAUGCGGAUCUCAGCCUUCGGAUGCAGCAGCAGCAGCAGUGCAGCUCCACGGCUCCCAGCCCGGCACAGGGAAGGAAGACGCGGCGGCGACGCUCGGCACGGGAUCGGUGACGCCUGGGAUCCGCGGGGCCUUGGCACCCUGUGAGACGUGACUCGUUGCUCCCGGCCUGCCUGUACUUUUUGUCUCUUGCGUUGUUCUUAUGAUUUUUGUAUGAUUUCUCGUCCUCCCCGUGCCCAGGAGCUCGGAUCCCUGGCCUUGUGCACCGCAGGACCCCGCUGUCGCUGUCAGUGUGCCUGCGAGCGCGGCUCCUGCAGGCGGCCAGGAGCACAGGCACAGAGCCUUUGUUUUGUACGAGCGGGGACCACGUUUGCAGGAGGAGGACGGGGACGGCACUGCAGUGAAGGAGCUCUGGAGUUCGGUCCCUGUCGGUGCCACCUACCUCACAGGGCUGUUGUGAGGCUUCGUUCCGUUCGUCCCCUGCGGGCCGCGGGCAGUGCAGGGGCGAUGCUGAGGGCCCACGUUUUGUUUUUAUUCACCAUUUCUUACGCUCUUUGUACCUGAAGUCAGCGCCGGGGCCCCUUUUUGUUCUGCACUGCGAUUUCGUUUCCUCCUCACGGCCUUUUAGGAGCGGAGCUGCAGCCCCGGCCGUGCGAACUGAUGGGCGGCGAUGGGCGCAGCGUGCGGAACUCAUUCAUUUCACUUGCUUGAGGUUGUCACUCUGAGUUGAGCGGUGUUUGUUUCUUUCAGCCUGUAUGAGGGGCAGGAUGGGUUUGGGUUUUUUUUGUUUGGUUUUUUUUUGUUUUUUUUCUUCCCUUCCAGCAGGUUUAAAAACAAAAAAAGACUAAGCUAUUGUCUAAAUGGUUCAGAACUAGUGUGAUAUUGGGAUACUUCAGUGGCUGUUAUGUGAUACUGGAUCUUUUUACAACAUAGAUUAAAGACAAUAAAAAGGGAUAGAGUAGUAA
Molecule: messenger RNA, 6464 nt
Organism: Tympanuchus pallidicinctus (lesser prairie-chicken)
Lineage: Eukaryota; Metazoa; Chordata; Aves; Galliformes; Phasianidae
Gene: DHX30
Product: DExH-box helicase 30
Exons: 19
Coding region: 1441-5169 (1242 amino acids)
Cellular component (GO): nucleus; intracellular anatomical structure; cytoplasm
Molecular function (GO): G-quadruplex RNA binding; DNA helicase activity; ATP binding
Source: RefSeq, a predicted model, not a curated record